Molecule: messenger RNA, 3072 nt
Organism: Carcharodon carcharias (great white shark)
Lineage: Eukaryota; Metazoa; Chordata; Chondrichthyes; Lamniformes; Lamnidae
Product: rho-related GTP-binding protein RhoG-like
Exons: 2
Coding region: 134-709 (191 amino acids)
Biological process (GO): actin filament organization; small GTPase-mediated signal transduction; establishment or maintenance of cell polarity
Cellular component (GO): cytoskeleton; plasma membrane; cytoplasmic vesicle
Molecular function (GO): protein kinase binding; GTP binding; GTPase activity
Source: RefSeq, a predicted model, not a curated record
CUCACAACCGCCGUUUUAUUGCGCCAGCGCAGCAGCUGCACUACAUUCCCCAGGGAGCAUUACGCGCAGGACCCGGAUUAAGCUUGUUCCGGGGACGUUGAGUCUGAAGCUUGACCUUCGUGCCAUAUGAAUAAUGCAGACUAUAAAAUGCGUGGUUGUGGGAGAUGGUGCAGUUGGGAAGACCUGCCUUCUCAUUAGUUACACAACAAACGCUUUUCCUGGAGAAUAUGUCCCCACUGUAUUUGACAACUACAGUGCACAGAUGACUGUGGAUGGACGAACUGUGAGCCUCAACCUUUGGGAUACUGCAGGGCAGGAAGAGUAUGACCGUCUCCGUACUCUAUCAUAUCCACAGAGUAAUGUCUUCAUUAUCUGUUUUUCUGUUGCUAGCCCUUCCUCCUAUGCCAAUGUCCGUCAUAAAUGGCAACCAGAGGUUUUGCACCACUGUCCAAAUGUUCCCAUACUUUUGGUUGGUACGAAGAAGGAUUUAAGGAAUGAUUCUGAAACCAUAAAAAAGCUCAAGGAGCAAAGCCUUUCCCCAACAACGAUGCAUCAGGGCGUCACCUUAGCCAAACAAAUCAGAGCAGUUAAGUACCUGGAAUGUUCAGCACUCAAUCAGGACGGGAUCCGAGAAGUGUUUGUGGAGGCCGUGAGAGCAGUCCUCUACCCUCAUAGGAAGAAGAAAAGCAAAAAUUGUGUACUGUUGUAGCUUGAGGAUGUGAACACCUCGGUUGCACAUAGAUUGGAAGCAUACUUUGAAGCCGUGGGUCAGCUGUGCUUCAGAUUGCAUUGUGGUGUAACGCAAGGUUCUUGCACAAAAUAAGUUUGUAUGACUGAAACUGGAAACUGUCAAAAUGCUGCUUUAUUUGCUGGGUGUUUUUACAGAAAUGCAGACCCUCAAUGAGAUUUAAUCUGAGUAAUGGCACUGGACUCUAGCUAGCAAUCCCUGAGCUGGACUGAAAGUUUGCCUUUUAGGAGCCACGUUAAGGAUCCCCUUUUCUUUAAGAAUCUUCUGUAUGCUUUAUUCACUAUUGCUAUUGGUGAUUUUUGGGGACCGUGAUUUGGCUGCUUUGCUAUUAACGAUCAUUUACAUGUUCUGAUCAGUGUUGUGUUAAACGAAAGGCCACUGCUUUUUUUUCCAAUCCUCAGGUUUCAGGUUGUUCAUAUUUGCUUUCACAGAUGUUUAAUUGUUGGUAACAGAAAGCAGUGCAGAUUUGACACAUUAGCUCUAUGAGAGCAUAAAUUGGUACAGCCAUUGAUUUCUAUGUAAAACCCUGAACUGAUAUCUGUUAGAGUUUAAUCCAUAAUAAAUAGUGAAACACAAGUCUUACUCGUGCCAUAGGUAUUGGGACUAUUUUUGGCAAAAUAGAUAUUUUGCACUAUUGACAACCUAAAAGUAGCAGUAUUCAUUUUAAAAUUACUUAUCAAAUUUAAAAUGGGCUAAGCAGAGAUCACUGAGAGAUGGCUCUUUUGCAGCAUAUUUAUGAAAGUGUUUUCUUUUUAAUUUGGUGAAGCUGGCCUGUCAAUAGCCCCAAAUAAAUUGGCACAUAGAGUAGCUAUGGUAAAGUUCAUUGGGUUUUAUUGCAAUCCUGGUUUUUAUAAGUCAGAUAUUUUGUUCACAUGGUGACAAAUUUUUAGAGUACAGCUCCAAUCACUAAAAAAUAGAUUGCACAUGUUUGUACAGACUCUGUUAGCAAAAUUUUUCAUCACUGUUGUAAACCAGUCAUAACUUUUAGAUUGCACAACUGCAAGCUCUGCCAAGGUACGAAUUCAGGAGUCAAUUGGGAUAAGUGUGUUAGGUUUAGACUCACUUGCAGGUUAGAAGUAAAUUGCAAAUGGUACUGACAUAGGAUAAAGGGGAAAAAUUUUAAGAAAAACUGACAUUUGCUAAUGUAUAGUGGCUUGCUUGUUUGGAUUGUUAUGGCUCAAGGUCUGAAUUGUUUGCAUCAUAAUCACAUGUUUAUAUCUAAAGUCUGUUCAGUAAAGGUAGCAUUUUCAUAGAGUAGGGACAGAUCUGUGCACAACCCUAUCAAAUGUUCUUUGACAGGACAAUUUGAGAUAUAACCAGAUGCCACUGUUUAUUUUGCUGAGGCCCCUAACAUUCAUUGUUGGGCUCUUCCUAACUAUAUUUUGUACCAGACCAUCCAAUCUCAGUUCAAACAUGAAUAAAGCUAUGUAUACACAGGCUUUACUGUAAAACCUUCCCAAGAACAGAGCCAUCAAAUCUCUAACAUCUUGAUCCAGUAGUUUUUUUUGAGACAGUGAUGCUCAGUCCUCUGCCUUGGUGUUGAUAUCAGAUUGUGACUCUCAUUGAAUUUUUUGAAAGAAACCUUUCCUGUGUUGAAGCGUUGUCUCUGAUCAGUUCAAUUUGUUCUUUGGAAAAACAACUGAGCUGUUGAUAGAAAGGAAGAGAUAGCCAGGCGUGAGCGAACUUGGGUUGGUUACAAACAGUUGUUUGGCUCUCAGAACAAGUUAGCUGCCUGAUUUUGGCGGGAUACAUGUAUGGUAAAGGAAAUAAUACAUUCGAGGGGGAAAAAAGGUAUUGUGUACAAUGGCACAUAGCGUUUAACCAAUAUCAAACCUUAGGGUUGUUUGUUCCUCCUAAUGAAUUUAAAACUCUAAACUUUUUAAUGCCGAAGGUUAUCUUUGAAGCUAUUUCUCUUACAUAAAACCAAAACACUCUCAUCCCUACACAAAUUAAUUUCUGUUAAUAGUACCCCUUUGUACUUCAGUAAGGCCCUAGUUCUGUGCACCGCAAUAUCUUACAUUUGGGAUCCAAGGUGUCCCCCUCAAUUAUUGGAAUUGGUACAGUGGUAGCUGUGAAGUUUGUAUGGAGCAAAAUGCUACAGGUUUUUACAAGUAAAACUGAGGACUCUGAAGCAUCUUGUGUUUUGUCUUGUCAUUAUCAAGCUUUUCACUGUGUUGUAAUCGUGGUGGGCAAUGCUAAAACUAUGCACUAGAAACCUGAAUUGUGUUUUUAGAAUAAACAAUUGUUAAAUUAGGGCUGCAAUGUUUUGAAAUAAUUCAUAAAAUUGUACUGCUGAAAUAAAAUUAAGUCUCACUUGUUUACAA